AUGCGGCCGAAGACCUUCCCCGCCACCACGUACUCGGGGAACAGCCGGCAGCGGCUGCAGGAGAUCCGGGAGGGGCUGAAGCAGCCGCCUGUGGGGCCGGGCAGUGACGCCACCCUGGACGCCAAGGUCCUGGGGGGCAAGGUCCUGGGGGGCAAGGACACUGCCCGGCAGCAGCAGAUGAGGAGUGCCCCGAAGUUCGGGCCAUAUCAGAAAGCCCUGCGGGAGAUCAGAUACUCCUUGCUCCCCUUUGCUAACGAGUCGGGCACCUCAGCUGCCACAGAAGUGAACCGACAGAUGCUGCAGGAGCUGGUGGAUGCAGGCUGUGACCAGGAGAUGGCGGGCAGGGCCCUCAAGCAGACGGGCAGCCGCAGCAUCGAGGCCGCCCUGGAGUUCAUCAGUAAGAUGGGCUACCUGGAGCCAGGCAAGGAGCAGAUCGUGCGGGUCGUCAAGCAGACCUCUCCAGGGAAGGGCCUGGCGCCGGCCCCCGGGCCGCGGAGGCCGAGCUUCGAAGCAGCAGCGGGCGAGCCUUUCCCGCCCUUCGCGCAGGUGGCCGGGCUGGCCUUCGAGGGCCCCGCCGCCCUGGAGGAAGCACCCCGCCCGUACCCGGACUUCCUCUUUGCUGGCAUCGGGCUUCCUUGUCGUCCGCACCCGCCCAAGGGCUACACGGCCACCGGGGAGGCUGCCCGCAUGGGCCUCGCGGGCCCCGGGGGCGCGCACUACAGAGCCCCGCUGCUGGUGCCCGCGGAGCCCCUGGGCUAUGGCGUCCAGCGCAGCCCCUCCUUCCAAAGCAAGGCGGCCCCGGAGGCCGGCGCGUAUGCGGGGCUGGCCGCCAAGGGUGCGGCCGUGCCGGUGCCACCCGCCGGCCUUCCCUUCCCGGCCCCCGGCGCCGCUUACGCUCCGGCCCCGCACCCCAAGCCGCCGCACCAGGGACACGCGGGGGGGGCCCGAGGUGCCGCGUUCGCCGGCGACAGCGCCCCGCCUGGCCUGGCCGCCCCCGCGCGCACUGGCCUGGGCGCCGAGCGCUUCGAGCCGGGCACGCCGCCCUGGCCGGGCACCGGCCUGGCCCGGCGGGACUCGAUGCCCAAGCCAGGCCCCAGCCGCACUGGCUCGUUCAGCGGCGCCACGGCCCCGCCCAACGCCGUGACGGCGGUGACGGCCGCGCGUAUCCUGCACCCGGUGCGUAGCGUGCGCGUGCUGCGGCCUGAGCCCCAGACGGCCGUGGGGCCCUCGCACCCCGCUUGGGCGCCGGCGCCCCCGCCCGACGGCCCGGAGCCUGCGGACGAGCUAGCAGGGGGCGCCGAGGCGCGGGGCCGGCCCCCGCCCUAUCCGCGGCACCUGCUGCGGCCGCAGGCCCGCGCCGAGCCACUCGACAUGGACGGGCUGUGCGCCGGGUUGCAGCAGGGCCUCCGGGGCGGCCGCGCCGCUGAGCCCCCCGAUGGCAGCCCCGCGAGCCCCGGGGCCACCAAGGCCGAUAGGGCGGGCAGAGACCGGAAGCAGAUCCAGACAUCCCCGGUGCCCGUGCGCAGGGGCGGCCGCGACGAGGACAGGCGCGAGUCGCGCAUCAAGAGCUACUCGCCGUCGGCCUUCAAGUUCUUCAUGGAGCAGCAUGUGGAGAACGUGCUCAAGACCCACCAGCAGAAGGUGGCCCGCCGGCUGCAGCUGGAGCAGGAGAUGGCGAAGGCCGGGCUGUGUGAGGCGGAGCAGGAGCAGAUGAGGAAGAUUCUCUACCAGAAGGAGUCUAAUUACAAUAGGCUCAAGCGGGCCAAGAUGGACAAGUCCAUGUUUGUGAAGGUGAAGACCCUGGGCAUUGGCGCCUUUGGGGAGGUGUGCCUGGCCUGCAAGGUGGACACGCACGCGCUGUAUGCCAUGAAGACCCUGAGAAAGAAGGACGUCCUGAACCGCAACCAGGUGGCCCAUGUCAAGGCAGAGCGGGACAUCCUGGCGGAGGCGGACAAUGAAUGGGUGGUCAAGCUCUACUACUCCUUCCAGGACAAGGACAGCCUGUACUUUGUGAUGGACUACAUCCCAGGCGGGGAUAUGAUGAGCCUGCUCAUCCGCAUGGAGGUGUUUCCUGAGCACCUGGCACGCUUCUACAUUGCUGAGCUGACGCUGGCCGUUGAGAGCGUUCACAGGAUGGGCUUCAUCCACCGGGACAUCAAGCCUGACAACAUCCUCAUAGACCUUGAUGGCCACAUCAAGCUGACAGACUUCGGCCUCUGCACUGGAUUCAGGUGGACCCACAACUCCAAAUACUACCAGAAAGGGAGUCACUCCCGGCAGGACAGCAUGGAGCCUAGCGACCUCUGGGACGACGUGUCUAACUGCCGGUGUGGAGACCGGCUCAAGACCCUGGAGCAGAGGGCGCGGAGGCAGCACCAGCGAUGUCUGGCUCACUCCCUGGUUGGGACCCCAAACUACAUUGCCCCGGAAGUGCUCCUCCGGAAAGGUUACACCCAGCUCUGCGACUGGUGGAGUGUCGGCGUGAUUCUCUUCGAGAUGCUGGUGGGGCAGCCGCCGUUCCUGGCGCCGACGCCCACGGAGACUCAGCUGAAGGUGAUUAACUGGGAGAGCACGCUGCACAUCCCUGCGCAGGUGGAGCUGAGCCCCGAGGCCCGGGACCUCAUUGCCAAGCUGUGCUGUGCAGCUGAGCACCGGUUAGGCCGCAAUGGGGCUGAUGAUCUGAAGGCCCACCCGUUCCUGGGCGCCAUUGACUUCUCCAGUGACAUCCGGAGGCAGCCGGCCCCCUACGUGCCCACCAUCAGCCACCCCAUGGACACAUCCAACUUUGACCCAGUGGAUGAGGAGGGCCCCUGGCAGGAUGGCAGUGAGGACAGCUCCAAAGCCUGGGAUGCGCUGGGCCCUGCGGGCAGCCGGCACCCUGAGCAUGCCUUUUAUGAGUUCACCUUCCGGAGGUUCUUCGAUGACAACGGCCACCCAUUCCGUUGCCCCAAGCCUGCAGUGGCUGAAGCCGUGACCGAGGCUGAGCAGCCGACUUCGGUGGGUCCGGCCCUGGGGGCGCAGGCCGGGGGCUGCCAGCCCGUGUACGUGUAG
Molecule: messenger RNA, 3051 nt
Organism: Rangifer tarandus platyrhynchus (Svalbard reindeer)
Lineage: Eukaryota; Metazoa; Chordata; Mammalia; Artiodactyla; Cervidae
Source: the annotation of a GenBank genome assembly